AUGUCCAAGUUGACUUACAAAGAAGACCUGAAAAGAAAUAGCAAUUCAAGCCAAAUCAGAUUCCUAUUCUUCUUCCUCUUGGCUCUCGAAAUACUCAACAAUUUCUCCCUGAUGAUCAGAUGGGAACAUGCCACCAUCUUUCUUUUAUGCUGCUGUUUCCUGUUGGACUACGCUUCCACCGAUCGUCACUGUCCUCAGCGCCGGUUGAGGAAAAAAGGCGGGCCGAGGCCGAGACACGGAAGGUCACACGUACCGCGUAUUAAAAGAGGUUGGGUUUGGAACCAGUUCUUUGUGCUGGAAGAAUACACCGGCUCUGAACCACAGUAUGUUGGUAAGCUCCACACGGAUAUGGACCAAGGUGACAGUGAAGUGAAGUACACUCUUUCAGGAGAAGGAGCUGGAUCUAUCUUUACCAUUGAUCAAAUUACAGGAGACAUACAUGUUCUGGUGAAGCUCGACAGAGAAGAAAAGUCCCAGUACAUCCUCAAAGCCCAAGCCAAAGACGUCAGAACGGAUCUUCCUUUGGAACCCGAGUCAGAAUUCAUCAUCAAGGUUCAGGACAUUAAUGACAACGAACCGCGAUUUCCCGAUGAACCGUACGUUGCCAUCGUCCCCGAGAUGUCUCCAACAGGAACAUUUGUAACCCAGGUCACGGCUACAGAUGCAGAUGACCCUACGUAUGGAAACAGUGCACAGAUUGUCUAUACCAUCCUUCAUGGCCAGCCAUACUUUUCUGUUGACCGCAAGUCAGGGGUCAUCAGGACGGCUUUCGCCAACAUGGACCGUGAGGUGAAAGACGAGUAUCAAGUUAUCAUUCAAGCCAAGGAUAUGAGCGGCCAACUGGGGGGACUCGCCGCGACGACGACCGUCAACAUCUCGCUCGGAGACGUUAAUGACAACCCGCCACGUUUUCCAAAGAGUAUUUUUCAUCUUCCGGUUCCUGAAACAGCAGUAUUGGGUUCUGUCGUGGGCUGGAUUUUGGCCAACGAUUUAGACGCUGACAAAAACGCAAGGGUUGCUUAUUCCAUUCUACCCGGUGAAGACGGAAACAUGUUUGACAUUGUCUCCGAUGCUAAAAAUCAAGAGGGUGCCGUCAUCUUAAAAAAGUCUCUGGACUACGAGACAAAAAAGUCCCACACUUUCAGGGUGGAGGCAUGUAACACACACUUGGAUCCACGUUUCCUGCACUUGGGACCUUUCGUUGAUUCAGCUACGGUCAAGGUGAACGUCAUGGACAUGGAUGAGCCUCCCGUUUUCUCGGAACCGUACUACUCCAUGGAUGCGUACGAAGACACACCGCCAGGAACCAUCAUUGGCUCUGUUACAGCGCAUGACCUCGAUGGCAGUAGCAGUGCAGUCAGGUAUUCACUGGAAUGGCACCAAGAUUAUGACAGCUAUUUUGACAUUGACACUAUAGAUGGCACCAUUUUCUUGAAUGAAUUCUUGGACAGAGAAGAAACAUCUGAGCACAAUAUCACCGUAGUAGCGGUCAAAGUCUUAAAUCCUUUGCUAUCUACCAAAGUGUUGGUGACGGUCAACGUCCUGGAUGUGAAUGAGUUCCCCCCUAAACUGGAAUUUCAGACAGAUACAUUUGUGUGCGAGACGUCCAAAGCUGGACAGGUGAUUCAGAUGGUCAGUGCUGUGGACUUGGACCUUCCGCCUAUCAGUCAGAGGUUUUUCUUCAAGACUCCUAAGGAUCUUCACAACAGAAUGUUCACUGUUCGAGAUUAUGGAAACAAUACAGCCGGCAUCGUGACACGACGCUCUGGAAUCCAGCGCGGGACACGAGACUUGUAUCUUCUACCCGUCGUAGUGGAGGACAGCGGUUACCCUGUCCGGAGCAGCACGUCCACCCUCACAAUCCGAGUGUGCUGGUGUGGGACAGAAGGCUUGCUGCUAACUUGUUCCCCAGAAGCCGUCUACAUGCCCAUGGGUCUCAGCACCGGAACUGCAAUAGCCAUUUUGCUGUGUGUAGUCCUGUUAAUCGUUAUUCCUGUAGUCUGCAUCGACCGAAGACACCGUCGAUACAAAGAGACUGUCGUGACAUCCAAAGACGAUAUCCGUGAUAACGUGGUUCAUUACGACGACGAGGGUGGUGGCGAGCAAGACACCCGCGCCUUUGACAUCGGCACCCUGUGUAACACUCACCCGGUUGGUGCCCCGACCCACUCCAAGGACAAAAACAAGUACGGUCACGGGGUUUUGCCGCAUCUGAGGACUCGUAACGAUCGAGUCAAGACACCGGAUAUCCAUCAGCAAACCGCCAGCGUCAUCUCCCCUGCCGACAGCCAGUUGCAUUUUCCCUGUUACAGGAUAACUCAAGGAAAAACGGAAUUCGUCCGAGAGAUCGUCGAAGAGCGCGGGGGCGAGAAUCGCAAGAGUUACGUGCGAUCGGCCUACGACUCGCUCACCACGUUCACCUCGGAAGAUCACGGUUCCGCGGCUAGCUCGCUUUGUUCUGUCGCGGAAUCGUGGGGAAUAGACGAUUUAGGAGAUUUGAGUUCUAUUGGGGAGUGGGGGCAGUCGUUAAAAUCGCUAGUUGGGAUUUUUGGGAGGCAGGCUCCGACUGUGUCGGAAGAAAGCUGA
Nerophis lumbriciformis (worm pipefish) is the source of this 2586-nucleotide messenger RNA. NCBI's taxonomy places the organism in Eukaryota, Metazoa, Chordata, Actinopteri, Syngnathiformes, Syngnathidae. The record is from RefSeq and is a predicted model, not a curated record.